Messenger RNA from Suillus clintonianus, 369 nucleotides. RefSeq lists its product as uncharacterized. The annotation marks the transcript as partial. The transcript has a single exon. The record is from RefSeq and is a predicted model, not a curated record. Gene Ontology annotation, molecular function: RNA-DNA hybrid ribonuclease activity; nucleic acid binding. NCBI's taxonomy places the organism in Eukaryota, Fungi, Basidiomycota, Agaricomycetes, Boletales, Suillaceae.
CUGGGUCAAGCUAAAGAACACACCGUAUACAAGGCCGAGGCCAUUGGACUGACAUUAGCAGCAAAACUUAUAGCGACCGAACAACACCUCAUAUUCCCAAUAUCUAUCCUCGUCGACAAUCAAGCAGUAAUUCAAUCCGGUGAGAUAACGACACCCAGAGCAGGACACUACUUAAUCGACCGAUUCCGUAGAAUGAUUCAACUCAUCAAAACCCGCAAUCAGAACGACUUCAACAUCACGGUAAGGUGGAUUUCAGCCCAUAGUAAUGUCCCAGGCAACGAGAAGGCCGAUGAAGAAGCGAAACGCGCAGCAUUAGGCCCCGCCUCCAACAGCAACAUGCAAAGCCUCCCCAAAUUCCUGCGCAACGGG